This is a messenger RNA of Mugil cephalus (flathead mullet), 4582 nucleotides long. It is a transcript of the gene slc35e1, whose product is annotated as solute carrier family 35 member E1. The coding region runs from base 89 to 1225 and encodes 378 amino acids. The transcript has 6 exons. Gene Ontology annotation, molecular function: antiporter activity. Gene Ontology annotation, cellular component: Golgi apparatus. The record is from RefSeq and is a predicted model, not a curated record. Lineage: Eukaryota; Metazoa; Chordata; Actinopteri; Mugiliformes; Mugilidae.
AUCUGCUCUUUUGCGCGUCACACAUCCCGAGCAGCCAGACGGACCCACGCAACGCCGGUGACUCGUCGUCGUCACUCCGCGCUGGAAGAUGGCUGCGGUGGAGCGGACCCCGGUCAGGGAAGGGAUCCGGAUAUUUUUACUUUGUGUGUGCUGGUACACGGUCAGCUCGGGGGGCAACAUCGUCAACAAGAUCAUCCUCAAUGGGUUCCCGUACCCGGUCACGGUCUCUCUGUUCCACAUCGUCUCUAUCGUCGUCUUCCUCCCGCCGCUGUUGCGGGCUUGGGGAGUCCCAAAAACUGAACUGCCGAGCAGGUACUACCGGUGGUACAUCCUGCCUUUAGCCUUCGGGAAAUACUUCGCGUCCGUUUCGGCUCACUUCAGCAUAUGGAAAGUGCCGGUUUCGUAUGCGCACACCGUCAAAGCCACAAUGCCAAUAUGGGUUGUGCUCUUAUCACGAAUUAUCAUGAGGGAGAAACAAACCACGAGGGUUUACGUCUCGCUCAUCCCCAUCAUCGGUGGAGUGCUGCUGGCCACAGUGACCGAGCUUUCCUUUGAUGUGUCAGGACUAAUCAGCGCUCUGGCCGCCACGCUCUGCUUCUCUCUGCAGAACAUCUUCUCCAAAAAGGUGUUGCGAGACACAAGGAUCCACCACCUGAGGCUGCUCAACAUCCUGGGCUUUAACGCUGUGAUCUUCAUGGUUCCCACCUGGGUUCUGGUGGACCUGUCUGUGUUCCUCGUGAACGGAGACCUGUCGGAAGUCUCGGAGUGGAGCGGCACCUUGGUCCUCCUGCUCAUCAGCGGCUUCUGCAAUUUCGCCCAGAACGUCAUCGCCUUCAGCGUCCUCAACCUCGUCAGCCCGCUCAGCUACGCCGUCGCCAACGCCACCAAGAGGAUCAUGGUCAUCAGCAUCUCGCUGCUAAUGCUACGCAACCCGGUCUCCCUCACAAACGUCCUGGGUAUGAUGACGGCUAUAGUCGGGGUCUUCCUUUACAACAAGGCCAAGUACGACGCCAACAGGGAGAAGAAGCUGCUGCCGAGCUCCAAGCAGGACCUGACGUCCUUCGUCAACCCGGCGCUGGAGAAGAUCCAGGCCAACGGGUCAGUGCCUUUCUCCCACGGCUCGGAGCAGCAGCACGGCUGGAACAACGUGCUCACCGACCACUUCCAGUACAGCCGGCAGGCCUACACGACAAACUACAACAGCAACCACCAGUACGUGGUGUAAAGGAGGGGUCUUCCUCGCUCCGGGUAGCUGUCAUAGACAUCACUGUGCGUAGCCACCCUCCCAGCGGCGGGUCCUCACCACCCGCUCCAAACUCGAGACUGAAGGCAAGUGCUGUUUGUUCUGGAUGUUAAAAUGAGAAGAGUUCGGCCGCGACGGGGCCAGAGAUGUGACUUCUCCCAUGCCCCUCAAUCUCUAAGCUUCAUCUUGUCACAUCGUCGCUGCAAGUCAUUGUUUAUUUAUUACGUAGGUACUGACUGUAUGAGGGGUUUGAAAGGAAAUGUAACUUAUGUCAGCCAUUUUCAGACACGCUGGUGUUGGAUUAAGCCAUGCAGAGAAACGGGCCACAGCGGGGUAGACGUGUGGAAUCACAGAAGGAAAAAGGAUUUCCACACGACUGUCUGGAAAUGUUUGAGUUUUAAGUUAUUUUGUUCACUUUCAUGGGAAGGGGUGUCAUCUGUCCCCGUUUACUGUGAACGUUUACUUGCGCCGAAUCACAAGUCAUGUCAUGUUAUAUUUUAUUAGCUACCUAGGUUCAGUGUAAGGCCUUAAUAUUUUGGGUAUUUUGGUAUUUUUUACCAUGGGUUACUUCGUGCUCGGGUUGGACAUUUUUCUUUCUGAGGCACUUGUCACCGUGUGAGGAGAAACAAACUGCUGGGAUUGGUCUGUUCAGACUUUUAUUUUACACGAUCAUCGCACUUUACUUAGAAAAAUUAUGGAAUCACAUCAACCGUACAUGUGUUUAGAGCUAAUUAGCAUAUGCUAGCACGCUGACAUGCUAUGGUAAACAUUCUGCUCCUUGAUGUGGUGGAUUUAAAGUCAUCGUGAGCUUGUUAGCAUGCUGACAUUAGCAUUUAGCUUAAACUACAACCUCCCAGAGUCUCUAGCAUAGCAUCAGACAAAAUACACAAGACGCCACCACAGAUAUAAAUUUCUCUAACUCGUAAACUUUGCAAGUUUGUUCACAAAUGCGAGUGCCUGAUUAAGAAAAAUGUCUCCAUCAUGCACAAAAUAUCUUCCCUGCGUCUGCAAGAUGCUAAUGCCCAUAAACCGUUUCUUCACGCAGAUCAGUAAAAUAAAGUCGGACUUGUUCUCGGCGGUAGUGUCUGCGUAAAUGUAAAAAAAAAAAAAUACGCUUAAAAUUAGAUUUACCAAAACAGCACAUCCUUCACCUAAGCAUGUCCAAUGUCAUAGAGAUGUUAAAAUUGACUGUAUUGCUGUCAUGAUCUGGAGAACUGAUUUAAAGCAACGCACAGUUUGUUUGUUUUUUUAAAAAAACAAAAACAAAAUCAAAAAAAUUUGGUAUUUAUUGAUCUGUGAAGCUUCUCAGGCAGAGGGACAUUUUCUGUCCUGUUAGGCGAUAAUUUCUUUUCGACCUGAACCAAAGCUGCUCUGUUGUUUUUCUGUUUUUGUGAACAGAAGCUCGAGUUUGCACAUCACCGGAACGACUAAGUGCGUUACGCAGAUCGUGACCGUCUGCCGAGUGACUUCACUGUUUGCUUUCAAGCCUUUUUUUGCAGCAGCAGCAACGGUGUGUCAGUUACCGGACAGAUGUGAUUUAAUAUGAGACUUAAUAAGAAAUCAGAGGUCUGGUUUGUGCAAUUAAAGAUUCAAAUUUAUCUGUGGCUGGACUUAAAUAUCACCGACAACUGAUAAUCAUUUGUUUUUCAAAGCUUUUUUUUUUUUACUGCUUCUGGGAACUAUAAGAUGUGGGAAACGUGUUUUUCUCCUUGCUUUCUCUUAACGCACGCUCAUUUCAACGUGAAGCGAAUAGUUGCCUAUGAGCUUGUUUUUUCAGCUGUUUUCCCUCGUGGAUGUGGCCAUGUUCUACAUUUUAAAGCGCUGCCACAGUAUUUAGCCUGAAGAAGAAGAAGAAGAAGAAGAACAAGAAAAAAAUGACUACUUUGAGAGAUCGGAGGGCUUCCCAGAAACAAGUGUUUUGAAUAGUCAUCUUUUUGCUCCCAAAAAUGACAUCAAUGUCCGACACUGAUUGAACAGGAACAUGGGAACGCUAGUCACAUGGUGAACUUUAAAAUCCCUGGAAUAAUUACAAGCUUAAUCAAAUUACUUUUGCUGAUAAGACUGUUUUACUGAAUCAUCAAAGGACACAAACUGCAUCCUCGGAGGGAGAUGAAUUAAAACACAUUUAAUAUUUCAUGAACGUGGCAUUUAUCUACUGGAAUCAAUUACUUUGUAACGGAGAAUCCAGUGUUUUGUGUUGUGCUGCUCAUGGGUGCAGGAACAGCAGAUAAUUAACCCGUCUCUGCAACUUUGUGGAGCUGAUUCCUUUGUUUGUUUGUUUGUUUUUUCUUUUACAUCUGCACACGUCUCAUAUCUUUCCGAUAAGCUCCCGUUUGCAUCGGAUGUGCAACCUUCCCUGUAACAAACAUACGAGUCUUUAGACAACAAAGUAGAGCCUUUGGCAGUUUAAGAGCCGGCUAUGUUUACAUGGACACUGUUGGUCUGCUAAUAAUCAGAAUAAAAAUGGCUCCACAAUAGAAACAGGCUGGGCACCUUUGGAAGAAUUAUCCCACUGAAAGGGGUGACACAUUUCGGGCAACAUGACGCGUUUCCAUGGAGGGAGAGAGACGUAAGCUCGCGACAUGGGAAUAUUAGAAAGAAAAUGUCUCGGUCCAGUUACGUCACCUUUUUCUAACGAAUUUUUUUCCAUUGUUUUUUUGGUAAAGAUCAGAGGAGAAUUCUGGUAGACGUGACUCUCCAGAUUCACCAGAAUCUCUUUAGUCCGGAGGAAAUGCCUUUACCAGAUGGUUUCAUUUAGCAUCCACGUAAAUAGUAUCUUUCAUAUUAAUUUCAUGUGACUGAAGAAGUAUUUUCCAUGUAAACAUAGCCUCUGCUAUAUCAAGACGCCGGUGACUUUUACUAAAUCUUUCACUAAUCUUAGAAGAUUGCUCACACAACUCCAGCUUUUUUGUGCUUUAUACUGUUUUUUGUUGUGUUUUUUGUUUGUUUUUUUGCCCUGUGCGUUAACGCUGUUGCCUCUCGAGUUUCUGAAGAUCAAGAGGAAAUCUGUAAAGAAACGGAUGGUUUAAAGUCAAAUUGAACGGACUCCUUAUGUGAAUAUCAGACUGGUGCAAUAAUUCACGUGAAAGGCAAAACAUGAGCUUAACUUAUUAGAUAAACGUUUCAUGUGAAGGGCAGAGUUGAUUUAAACAAAUAAAAGCAUAUCAGCUGGAGCGACUACAUCCGGACGAGCUACUCGAUGAAGACGUGGCACACGUCAUGAUUCAAGAAUGUAAUUUACACAUCGUGCUCGCUUUCCACACGGACGAACUUCGGAUGAAGUGAAGCUGGUGGACUGAACUGGUCCUCAACUUUUAAUCAGCAUUUGGGAGCGAGGAA